CUACUCUGCUUCUAUGGAAAAAAAGUCAAUGACUUUUUGACCCAAGGAUUAGAGAGAGAAAGGCACUGAGUAGAGAGAGAGAGAGAGUGUGUUGUGUAGUAAAUGAGACGAGAGAUUGGUGGUGAAAGGAGUCAGCUUUGCAUUUAUUAUCAUCAUCUUCUUCUCUAAAAUCUUCCCAAAAAAAAAAAAUACAGAGCAAAAGCUUUCACAUAAUUCAUCUUCUUCCUUUCACAAUUUUGGGAUCUGACUGUUUGUUUGAAAAUUCUGCUAAUUCUCUUCCGUGAAAGUCGUCUACUUUUUUGUGGGUUUUGUGAAAGUUUCCGUUUUUAGUGGCUUCUCUUGAUCUGCUUCAAGAUCUUCACUUUUUAGGGUUUUUCCUCUUAUGGGCUAGAGAAAAAGAAAAAAGAACCCUUUUUUUUUGUUACCCUUCUUCUGAAAUUGAGAUUAAUGCAUUUUCCUUUGUGGAAGCAAAUUCAUCACUGUGCUACUCUGAUCUUAGAUAAGAGUAAGAGUAGGAGAAGAGAUGGUUCUGAUUCACCAAUUGAUGUUAGAAGAAAAGCUUCAAUGCUUAGGAAAUUGUAUGAAGAUAAGCUUAGAGAUGCUCUUGAAGAAGCAUCUGAGAAUGGGUUGCUCUUUAAAUCUCAAGAAGUUGAGAAAGAGAAUCAAGAUGAGAGCUUAGGUCGUUCUAGAUCUUUGGCUAGGUUACACGCUCAACGUGAGUUCUUACGUGCUACUGCUUUAGCUGCUGAACGCACUUUUGAGUCUGAAGAUGACAUACCUGAGCUUCUUGAAGCUUUUAAUAAGUUUCUUAUUAUGUAUCCAAAGUUUGAGACUUCUGAGAAAGUUGAUCAGUUGAGAUCUGAUGAGUAUGGUCACUUGUUGGAUUCAAAGGUAUGUCUUGAUUACUGUGGCUUUGGGCUUUUUUCGUAUGUUCAGACUUUGCAUUAUUGGGAUUCUUGUACGUUUAGUUUGUCUGAGAUUACUGCGAAUUUGAGUAACCAUGCUCUUUAUGGUGGAGCUGAGAUUGGAACUGUGGAACAUGAUCUCAAGACUAGGAUAAUGGAUUAUCUUAAUAUACCUGAGAGUGAGUAUGGUCUUGUUUUCACUGGAAGUAGAGGCUCUGCGUUUAGGUUGCUUGCGGAAUCUUAUCCUUUUCAUACGAAUAAGCGGCUUUUGACAAUGUUUGAUCAUGAGAGUCAGUCUGUGAAUUGGAUGGCUCAGACUGCGAGAGAGAAAGGUGCGAAAGCUUAUAACGCUUGGUUUAAAUGGCCAACUUUGAAGCUGUGUUCCACGGAUUUGAAGAACCGUUUGUCUCAUAAGAAGAGGAAGAAGAAGGAUUCUGCGGUUGGGUUGUUUGUGUUUCCUGCGCAGUCUAGGGUUACGGGUUCUAAGUACUCUUACCAGUGGAUGGCUCUUGCUCAGCAGAACAACUGGCAUGUGUUGCUUGAUGCUGGUUCUUUAGGUCCCAAAGAUAUGGAUUCGCUCGGUUUAUCGUUGUUUCGACCAGAGUUUAUCAUCACCUCGUUCUACAAGGUCUUUGGGCAUGAUCCUACAGGUUUUGGUUGUCUGUUGAUUAAGAAGUCGGUGAUGGGUAAUCUUCAGAGUCAGUCCGGGAAAACAGGAUCGGGAAUUGUGAAGAUCACACCUCAAUAUCCAUUAUAUCUCAGUGAUUCGAUAGAUGGUCUGGACGGAUUGGUUGGUCUUGAAGAUCAUGACGUUGGUGCAAAUGGUGAUAAACCAGCCACCACAGAGGCUGCUCGUAGAGGUGCUCAGAUGCCGGUAUUCUCUGGUGCAUACACUUCAGCUCAAGUGAGGGAUGUGUUUGAGACAGACCUCUUAGAAGAUAAUGCCUCUGAUAGAGAUGGGACUAGUAGUACCAUAUUUGAAGAAAAUGAAAGUGUUUCUGUUGGAGAACUGAUGAAAAGCCCAGCUUUCAGUGAAGAUGAGUCAUCUGAUAAUUCCUUUUGGAUUGAUUUGGGUCAAAGUCCGCUUGGGUCUGACCGUGCGGGUCACUUGAACCACCAUAAAAUCGCCUCUCCAUUGCCACCGUUUUGGUUUACCAGCAAACGGCAAUCACCAAAACCGGUAGCAAAGAGUUACAGCAGUCCUAUGUAUGAUGGUAAAGAUGUCCUCUCGUUUGAUGCUGCAGUUAUGUCAGUUACUCAGGAGACAAACUCAACGCCAUCACGGAAUCCGAGGAACUCUAAUAAUUUCCAAACUCAAGAGAUACAGGAAGAAAACUGCGGUAACAUUGUGUAUCGCGCAGGAUCUGGUUUUGGAUCAAAUGGCUCAAGCUCCAAGAUUUCUUCAGAUAUGAAAGAUAACGCAAUUAGACGAGAAACAGAAGGUGAGUUUAGGUUAUUGGGAAGAAGGGGUACUGGUGGGAGGCUUUUGGGUGUGGAAGAUGAACAACCAAGCAGAGGAACACGGGUUUCAUUUAACAUGGACCGUGUCAGUCAUAGUCUGGACCAAGGUGAAGCUUCUAUGGCCAGUGUAUAUGACGAAAGUGAUGGUGAAAACCCGAAUGAGGAUGAUUGGGACAGAAGGGAGCCCGAGAUUGUUUGCAGCCAUAUCGAUCAUGUGAAUAUGUUAGGUCUUAAUAAAACCACAAGUAGGCUCAGAUUUCUGAUUAACUGGCUUGUGAUCUCUUUGCUACAGCUGAAAGUGCCUGAACCAGGCAAUGACGGUAGCAGCAGAUACAUGAAUCUUGUGCAGAUUUAUGGCCCAAAGAUAAAGUACGAAAGAGGAGCAGCAGUUGCUUUCAACGUAAAAGACAAAAGCAAAGGGUUUGUAAGUCCAGAAGUUGUUCUUAAACUGGCUGAGAGAGAAGGUGUAUCUCUUGGUAUUGGUAUCUUGAGUCACAUACGCAUAAUGGAUCUUCCGAGAAACCACCGUGGGGGCGCUAGGAUCAAGGAAGAUAGUUCUUUGCAUCUGCAGAGAGAAGCUGGUAAACGCGGUGGAAAAAAUGGGUUUGUGCGGUUUGAGGUUGUCACAGCUUCUCUCAGCUUUUUGACAAACUUUGAGGAUGUUUAUAAGCUAUGGGCUUUUGUCGCCAAGUUCUUAAACCCCGGUUUCAGCAGAGAAGGUUCGCUCCCAACUGUAAUUGAAGAAGAAGCAGAAGAUUCAGAGACGUGAUUGAUUCUUUGAAAACUUUUUGAAACCCGCUGCAUCAAGAAUUCGCCUUUUUGUGAUAAUGCCUUGAGCCACUAACAACAUCCUAGAGGCUUCUGGAAAUGAAAGGAGGGUAAAAAGUAAAACUGUGAAUUAAGAUUUGCUAAAUAUAGUUUUUUUCGUAUUGCUCUGUUUCAGUUUUUAGGAAUAUGAGAUAGGAGGACAAUUCUUGUCAACUGGAAAGCAGAACAUGUUUUGGCCAAAUAUUUCCACUUUUGGAGAAGGGAACACAGUUAAGCA
This is a messenger RNA of Arabidopsis lyrata subsp. lyrata, 3411 nucleotides long. RefSeq lists its product as uncharacterized. The record is from RefSeq and is a predicted model, not a curated record. The transcript has a single exon. The coding region runs from base 448 to 3135 and encodes 895 amino acids. NCBI's taxonomy places the organism in Eukaryota, Viridiplantae, Streptophyta, Magnoliopsida, Brassicales, Brassicaceae.